Messenger RNA from Eurytemora carolleeae, 1069 nucleotides. RefSeq lists its product as uncharacterized. Bases 607 to 1062 code for a protein of 151 amino acids. The transcript is spliced from 9 exons. NCBI's taxonomy places the organism in Eukaryota, Metazoa, Arthropoda, Copepoda, Calanoida, Temoridae. The record is from RefSeq and is a predicted model, not a curated record.
GUUCCAACUUCCUCAAUUUGUAUGGGCGCUAUGCUCUUCGGUAUGUGACGUCUAUAUCAAUUUUCUCCUUAUAGACGCAACAGAUAGAAGUAAGAUUAGUAGUGAUCAAAAGCGCUUAUUUAUCGCAUUAAGCCUAUACCCCCUUUUUUUUCGCAAACACUCCCUUUAAAUUCGGACACAGUGUAUGUUAAUUUGGAUUUGAAAAACUUUAAGAAAGAUAACUUGUGCUUAUUUAGAUCUAAAUGACAGGGUUACACUCACCCUUGCUGUUCGUGAGUUCCCCUCCCCCCACACUGGAGCUCGGAUCAAGGAUCUUAUGCUACAAAUCCUUGAUGAUUUUCUUCUUAGAGGAAAGAUCUCCUAUGUAACUGCUGACAAUGGGAGUAAUAUAGUCAAGGCUUUAACGUUACUGAGGGUGGAUUCUGUUGAGGACCCAAUUGAAGAAGUGGUUCUACCGGGAGAUUAUAAUCCUACUCUAGUUGAUGGAUUGGCUCAAGAUGAUGAAGCUAGUGAUGAAGAUUCUGCUGACGAAGAUUCUCCUCUAACUGCUGAAGACGGGAUUUCCUUGGCAGUGAAAAGAAGACUUCCAUAAACUGUGUUUAUAUAAUGCUGAAGAAUUUGUUGUGUGGGUUGAGAAGAUUAUCUCCAACGUCUUUCCUCCAAAGCCUCAUCAGUUCGAUUGAGUCAAGAUUUAAGUGUGUACUCAAGCAGGAUGAUUCAGACUUUGAACCAGUAUAUAUAGUGGCCACUUUCCUGGACCCCUUUCUAAGUCUCUACCUAGACCAUGACGUCCGCACUAGAGCUAGACGUGAGCUUAGGAACUAUUGUAGGGUCCCGGGAGUGCACCUACAGCCACAGGAGGAAACCUAUGAAGACCAGGAGAAGGAAUCUGAGGGGAAUAAGGCUGAGCCUGGGUUUUUAAUGUUCUUGAAACCAGUGGUUGAAGAAAUUAACUCGGCUGACCCAUUUGAGGCAGACAUGAAGACGAUGGAGGCAAGGUUCAAAGAAUACAGGAAAGAAAUUAUGGGACCCAAUGCAGAUAAAGACCCUCUGCUCUUUUGAGAGUGGC